Caenorhabditis briggsae is the source of this 369-nucleotide messenger RNA. The record is from RefSeq and is a predicted model, not a curated record. Gene Ontology annotation, biological process: olfactory behavior; response to odorant. The transcript has 5 exons. The coding region runs from base 1 to 369 and encodes 122 amino acids. Lineage: Eukaryota; Metazoa; Nematoda; Chromadorea; Rhabditida; Rhabditidae. Gene Ontology annotation, cellular component: extrinsic component of plasma membrane; axon; neuronal cell body.
AUGUCAGAAGAUUUCUUAUUGCACUGGCCAUAUCUAGAUGAGGUGUACUACCGCCCUGUCAACUUCACGGACCAUUGCUUCAAGAUACCUCCUUCGGCAAACAUUGGAACUAUGGCUUGUAGUAAUUCAAAGUGCGUGACAGUUAUAGAACCAAGAAUCCUUGCAGAAACUUCGUGUACGCGAAUGCCAGCUCACAAACUAUUGCCACCACGUCUAGCAGCGCGAAGUAGCAAUAGAACUGUUGAAUUAUGUUGGUGUGCUGGGCAACUGUGCAAUUACUAUCCGAGUGUUGCUAUUAACAAAAGCCCGUCAAUGAAUGUGAUUUCUUUCUCUUCUGCUUUCUUGGUUCUGGUGAUUCUCUUGGCUUAG